Messenger RNA from Dacryopinax primogenitus, 1038 nucleotides. Its product is annotated as NADP-binding protein. The transcript has 5 exons. Lineage: Eukaryota; Fungi; Basidiomycota; Dacrymycetes; Dacrymycetales; Dacrymycetaceae. The record is from RefSeq and is a predicted model, not a curated record. The coding region runs from base 1 to 933 and encodes 310 amino acids.
AUGGGUCAAGCAAUCUCCGAGAUCUUCCCUCCAAAGCCUAGAUGGCUGCCCGAGAACAUGCCGGACAUGACGGGCAAGGUCGCUGUCGUCACCGGGGGCAACACCGGUAUCGGGAAAGUGACGUGCAAGUACCUCCUGCUAAAGAACGCCAAAGUGUACCUCUUCUGUCGGUCCGAGUCCAAAGCCCUCGCCGCCAUCGCGGACCUCAAACAACAAACGGGAAAAGAAGCGCUUUUCGUCUCCUGCGACCUGUCCGACCUGUCCGCGAUCAAGGCGUGCGCAGAGGAGUUCUUGGCCAAGGAACAGAGACUAGAUGUCCUGUUCUGUAAUGCGGGGGUGAUGAUGUGUCCCAUGGAUAUGUUGACGAAGCAGGGGUAUGAUAUGCAGUUCGGGACGAAUGUGCUUGGUCACGCGUACCUUACGCUACGUCUUCUUCCCCUUCUGCAGACCACAGCCAAAUCAUUCGGCCAAGCGCGAAUAGUGACAACAAGCUCGAAUGGACACCUCGGUGCCCCCUCUGGCGGAUUCAGCUACGCGACGCUGCGUGACGGUCCUGCGCGCAAGAAGCUCAGCACAACAAGCGCGUAUUUCCAGAGCAAGUGGGGAGAUGUCGUUUGGUGCAAAGAGCUGGCAAGGAGGUACGGGAAGGAUGGGAUCGUUUCCACUUCUCUUAAUCCAGGAGCGAUCAAGUCGGAGUUGCAGAGGUAUAUGUCUGCGCCGUUGACAUGGUUGGUCAAGGCGACGGCGUAUGACGCAGAUCCGUACGGAGCGAUCACCCAGUUGUAUGCGGGUACAGCUCCAGAGGCGCAGUCGCUGAAUGGCCAAUACCUGAUCCCCUGGGCUCGUCCGGCGACGGCAAGAAAAGAUACAGAAGACGAAGCAGCAGGCAAAGCGCUCUGGGAAUGGAUCCAGGAGCAAGUGAAGGAUUUCUGAGCGCUCAAGAAGACAACCGAACAUGUGAUACGACACAUCGGUGGGAGGAUUGUAUAUAUUUGUCUAUUAUAUUCAAUUUGGCCGGACUUUAAUACAUUAGCUCGG